AUGAAGCCAUCGUCUCCAUUUUCCAUAACGCAAAUAAAACGUCCCUAUGACGAUAUACCAUCACCACCAUCGUUUGAUAUCUCUUUGACAAGAUCAUCGACUACAACACCGGGACAUCAAAAACGUGUCAGAUUUUUAAUACAAGAUGAUGCUGGAACUGAACGACGAAAUUUUGAAUCAUCAUCAAUUUAUUCUCCAACCGGACAGUCUAGUAUUCAAUAUGAUCAAGACUAUUCACAAAACAUAUUUUCACAUCGUCAAGGAGUAUCAGCAAGUGGUUCUUAUAUUGAUGAGAGUGGCAAUGAUGGAACAUGGUUAACAUUAUACGGUUUUCGUACACCACAAGAAAUUCAAUUUAUAUUGGAUGAAUUUACACGUUUUGGAGUUAUUGAAAAACAUGUGAUUGUUGAAGAAUCGAAUUAUCUUCACGUUAAAUAUGAAACUCGUUUACAAGCACAAAAAGCAUUGACAAAACAUGGUCAUCUAUUUGGAAAAAUAAUGAUCGGUGUUCGAUUAUGUCAAGAUAAAGAUAUUAUUGGUUUGAAACCGACCACAAAUCCCAAUAUCUAUUUAGAAAAUCCAUUUUUAAUUAGACAUCGUCGUAAUAUACCAAAAUUAAAUCAAGAUUUUAUAUCGGCUUCACCAUCAUUAACGUUUCAGAGAAAUAAUCUGGCUACAUCGUCACAAAUAUUAGCACCAUUGAAUUUUAAUGGUGCAUUUCCAUUUGGUACAUCAAAUCCGAUAACAACAUCAUUAUCUUCAUCAUCAUUGUUUAAUCCAUUUGGAAAAACUACAAUGUGA
Molecule: messenger RNA, 801 nt
Organism: Didymodactylos carnosus
Lineage: Eukaryota; Metazoa; Rotifera; Eurotatoria; Philodinida; Philodinidae
Source: the annotation of a GenBank genome assembly